This is a messenger RNA of Aureobasidium uvarum, 1902 nucleotides long. NCBI's taxonomy places the organism in Eukaryota, Fungi, Ascomycota, Dothideomycetes, Dothideales, Saccotheciaceae. The record is from the annotation of a GenBank genome assembly.
AUGCCAGGUCUUCGGAGACUCUCCAGCGCAGGAGAAACUCUCCCUCGUCGCAGCAGGGAGAAGAUGAGCAGAUCUCCUGUCGAUGAUGUGUUCUCAGACACAGACUCCGAGUCUGAUGUCGCAAGUCAUCUGAGUGCACAAGCUGGUGUGAAGCGACUAGAGGCAACCGCUGCUCUGUGGUCAAAGUGGUCUCUCGUUCUUUAUAUGAUGGCAUAUGCCACUUCGCUUGAAGGACAAGUCACCACCAACCUGACUGUGUUCGCCACCAGCUCAUUCAAGGCACAUGCACUCAUCUCAACAGUCUCGGUCAUUCAGGGAGUCGUACUAUUGGCAGAUGUCUGGGGACGCUUUGAAGCCUUUACUUUCAGCGUGUUUCUGUUUACCCUUGGAUAUAUUCAGCAAGCCGCUGCCAACAACGUCAAGACUUACGCAGCAGCCCAGAUAUUCUACUCAGCAGGUGCCACUGGACUUCAAAUUCUCCAGCAAAUUUUCAUUGCAGACACGAGCGACCUUCUGAACAGAGCUAUUGUUUCAACGAUCCCGGAUAUUCCGUACCUUCUGAACGUAUGGAUCGGACCACCAAUCGCAAACUCUAUCCUCAAGAACCUGAGUUGGAGAUGGGGAUAUGGCAUCUGGGCCAUCAUCUUGCCUGUCGCCUAUCUACCUUUAGCGCUUGCUCUGUCGCUGAAUCAAAGGAAGGCCUCGAAAAUGGGCAUUCUACCACCAUCACCUUUCGUUGGCAAGGAUUGGAUGUAUACUCUCAAGAGUCUCUGGUUCGAGAUGGACAUUUUUGGACUUUUGCUUCUUCUUGUCGGUGUGGCUCUCCUCCUGAUCCCUCUUACCUUGGGGGCUAGUGCACCAGGAGAUUGGAGUAAUGGAAGCAUCGUUGCGAUGCUAGUAUGUGGUGUGAUCUGCCUCUGCCUCUUCCCCCUUUGGGAGCGCAACCCACGUCUGGCACCGAGGGCAUUCUUUCCUCCUCAUCUUUUCCGCAGCACCACUGUAAUCGCUGGUGUGCUUAUUGCAUUCUUCUACUUCAUGCAACCAUACUUCUACUCUUAUCUCUUGGUUGUGCAGGGCAAGUCUGUCUCGGCUGCCGGCCACAUUACUCAAACAUUCACUUUCACGGCGACUGUCACGUCCAUCUUGACUUCGAUCACCAUCAAGUACACCAAGCACUACAAAUACUUUGUCACCGCAGGUGCCUGCAUCUACCUACUCGGUGUCGUAAUGAUGCUUCGGUAUCGCACAGAGGGCGUAUCAGACGCUUUCCUCAUCGGCUGUCAAGUCUGUGUCGGCAUUGGCGGAGGCAUGUUGCACGUCCCUGCUCAACUCGGUGUCCAAGCGUCCGUCGGCCACGGUGAAGUUGGUGCAGUCACAGCUGCCUUCCUCACUAUUCUCGAGAUCGGUGGUGCCGUCGGCUCGGCAAUCUCGGGCGCCAUCUGGUCUGCGAACGUGCCACUCAAGCUCGCCCAAUACCUGCCAGAAGAAACACGCGAUCAGGCCAAGGAGAUCUUCGGAAGCGUCAAAGUCGCAUCUACUGAAUACGCAAUGGGCACACCUACACGUAUCGCCAUCAACCGCGCUUACCAAGAGACAAUGACCAAGAUCUUGACGGUCGCUGUGUUGGUCUGUAUACCUCUUAUUCCUCUUUCUCUCCUGAUGAAGAACUACAAGCUGGACGAGAUGAACCAACAAGUGAAGGGCACUGUCAUUGGCAACACGAGCGAAGCUAGCGAUCCUUCUGAGAGAGAGCCUUUCGCUGCCUCGUCAUCCGGUCAUCGUCGUUACGAUAGUGAAGACGACAUUGACUACGAUUACGACCGUACAAUCAGAAGCGUGGCCAGUAAUAACGGUCUACGGACGUGGAAGUCGAAUGCAAGCUUGCAUCUAAACGACGACUGA